ACUCUUACCUUCAGCGCAGAGUAGUUGAUGGUAAUGGCCGUCUGCAGUUUCUCAUGAUCAUAAAGGGGAUAUUCAGAAGGUAUGAAAGAUGGAAUCCUGUGCACCCAACAAUAGGUUUGUUUUGGGGCGUGGGGGUUGGCAUUGGCUGUGGCAUUGGAUGGGGUCCUGGGUUUGGUCCUGAGGUUAUUGGCUACGUUGGUGCUGGCUGUGGUAUAGGCUUUAGUGUUGGUGUCACUGUUGCUGGGAUUGGGAUUGGCCUUCCAGUGAAUGGAGUUGAGCAAAUCCCACACAAUGAAACUGUUCAUGCUCCAGCCAGUAUGACUAGCAGUGGGACUUUGAAAUUGGCAAGAUCCAAUGCUCUCUCGAUGAUGCAUACUGUGACCAUUGGCUUGAAACAUUUUGCUCCAUAUAUGUCUUUGUUAACGAAGAAAACUAUUGGGUGCAUUUCAAGCUUACAGUAUAAAGCCUCAUUGCUUCAGCCCAUUGAACCAAACAAGUUGAACAGAAUCCUUUUAAGCCAUGUUAAAUCAACAGUGGAAUCUUUUCAAGGCUUUAGAGAUCAGGGUUGGCCUCCAGGGCAAGGCUGGGAAGAUUAGAUACUCAAAGCGCUCACGUAUACUGCAUGGCCUUCCUUGUAUCCGCUAUUUUGUUUUUUUGUGGAUCUUUCAGAGGAGCAUAUGAAUCUGCAAUGAAGUAAUAGCACUCCACAAUGCUUUUUAAGAAUUAUCAUCGACAGUUUUUCUCUGGUCAACAUUGUAUAUAUAUUCUAGGGACAAUUUACAUACAUAGCACCCGAAACAUUGCUAUUUACAAAUCUAGCAUCAUCCUUCAUCCACUUUUCAAAU
Messenger RNA from Phalaenopsis equestris, 845 nucleotides. RefSeq lists its product as uncharacterized. The record is from RefSeq and is a predicted model, not a curated record. The coding region runs from base 54 to 596 and encodes 180 amino acids. The transcript has 4 exons. NCBI's taxonomy places the organism in Eukaryota, Viridiplantae, Streptophyta, Magnoliopsida, Asparagales, Orchidaceae.